Messenger RNA from Metarhizium album ARSEF 1941, 1008 nucleotides. RefSeq names its product PQ loop repeat protein. The record is from RefSeq and is a predicted model, not a curated record. The transcript has 5 exons. Gene Ontology annotation, biological process: basic amino acid transmembrane export from vacuole. Gene Ontology annotation, cellular component: fungal-type vacuole membrane. Lineage: Eukaryota; Fungi; Ascomycota; Sordariomycetes; Hypocreales; Clavicipitaceae. The coding region runs from base 1 to 1008 and encodes 335 amino acids.
AUGACUCCCCCGCUGGCGAAUUUGCAUCUCGAUGUCGAGGCUAUUUCAGGAAUCUGCGGCUCAAUCUCAAUUGCAUGCUGGGUCAUCGUCUUCACACCCCAACUCAUCGCGAAUUGGAGGUCCAGCUCUGCCGAAGCAUUGUCUGUUCAGUUUAUCAUUGUGUGGCUAAUCGGAGAUGUCUUCAAUAUCGCCGGCGCCGUCCUUCAGGGCGUCUUGCCAACUAUGAUCAUCCUGGCCGUCUAUUAUACAUUGGCCGACAUAGUCCUUUUGGGCCAAUGUUUCUACUACAGAGGAUUGACCUGGCGAGACGAACCUGCCACGCCCACCCCAAAGACGUCGCCACGGCUCGAUGGCAGCGCAAACGAACGCACAGCUUUGUUGGGCGAUCACGAUCACCGAGAACGUCGCGGGUCCGACUGGACUGGUCUAUCGCUCACGGUUCCUCACAUUUCUCACGUGGAACCUCCUCCACCCCCGCCCAGUACAUUGCAGACUUUGAUCUGGAACACAUCCAUCGUCUUCAUGGUCUGCGCAGCCGGCGUCCUAGGCUGGUGGCUGGGAGAAUCGGCAGCAGGUACUGAUAAGGGAUCCAACGUUGGUGGAGAAGAUGCCAUCGAAUUCAACCUUCUGGGUCAGCUUUUUGGCUACCUGUGCGCUGUCUUCUACAUUGCCUCCCGGGUGCCGCAGCUUAUCCUCAACCACCGCCGCAAGACGACUGAAGGCCUUAGCAUGCUCUUCUUUAUCUUUGCAUGCCUCGGAAACGUUACGCCCGGUGAGGCCAGACGUAUCUACGGUAGAUACAUGCUUCUCAAUCUAAGUUGGUUGACGGGCGCCUUGGUCACUCUCUUCAUGGAUUUUAUUGUUUUUGGCCAGUACUUUUACUAUGCUACCAACGACACAGAUAAAGAGGCCCGCUGCUGUGGUGAGGCACAUAUCGGGGGGGUUAUCGAAGAAACUUGCUAUGAUCAAAGGCCGCUGCUUCAACGAACUGACUCAGUAACCCCCUGA